Molecule: messenger RNA, 1005 nt
Organism: Penicillium atrosanguineum
Lineage: Eukaryota; Fungi; Ascomycota; Eurotiomycetes; Eurotiales; Aspergillaceae
Exons: 3
Coding region: 1-1005 (334 amino acids)
Source: RefSeq, a predicted model, not a curated record
AUGGCAGCCGCAGCGGACGUAGUGCCUAUCUCUCCAGGUCUCUAUGGUUCUCUUAAGGACCAUUUGCCGGAAGGCCUCGGACAAAAUGGCGGCAGUAUUUCCCCAGAUCACAUCGACCUGCUCCGUCCGACUCCUUCUUCACUUCCUAUGGAGGAGAUGAGAGAGCGUAUCAAGCAAGAUGGAUACUUGUUUGUCAAGGGAUUGAUACCUAGAGAGGAUGUACUGGAUGCGAGAGAGAACUAUUUUAGCCAGUAUUCAGUAAGCUCGCUUUUGGAGCCCGGAUCAUCUCCACGGGACGGCAUUUUCAACUCAACCUCCCAUCCCGACGCUCACAAAGGGAUCGGCGGUGCGGGUCUACCCACCGACCCCGUGGAACGCAGGAUUCUUGUUGAUGCUCAUUCGAAACCGAAUUACCGUGACUUUGUGGAACAUCCGGCUUUGACUGGGUUCAUCAGAGAAUUUAUGGAUUGGAAAGAGCAUCGCAUUCUGGAUCGCACGAUGCUACGACAUAAUGUCCCAUUUGGAUUGGGGACCGGUAUCCAUUACGAUAAGCUGUUCUUGAGAGGAGGCAAAGGCUACUUUUUGACUGCUUGGGUGCCUAUCGGUGACAUCGCUAUCAAUGGAGGCGGUCUUUGCUACCUCGAGAACUCCGUUCCUCUCGGACACCAUAUCGAAGAGGACUUCAAUAAACGUGCCCAACAUUUCACAAAAGAACAGCGCAUCUCUGCGUUUAAUGUCAAUAUGCUGGACGGCGGUAUGAUAUCCUCUUCCCCACAGGAUUUCCAAGCCGCCCACUCUGCUUUUGGUACUCACAAGUGGCUUGUCACCAAUUACGAAGCUGGAGAUGUGGUAUUCCAUGACCCGUACAGCAUCCACGCCAGUGGACGCAAUGAGGAUCCGGCGGGACGAAUCCGGCUGAGUACGGACCUGCGAUUCUAUGAGAAGGAUGAGCUGGGUAUUGAUCAGAGAUGGCUCAAGAUCUGGUCUCCUGGUGACGGACUUUGA